This is a messenger RNA of Planococcus citri (citrus mealybug), 2340 nucleotides long. It is a transcript of the gene Rga, whose product is annotated as Regena. The record is from RefSeq and is a predicted model, not a curated record. NCBI's taxonomy places the organism in Eukaryota, Metazoa, Arthropoda, Insecta, Hemiptera, Pseudococcidae. The transcript is spliced from 7 exons. Gene Ontology annotation, biological process: regulation of stem cell population maintenance; regulation of DNA-templated transcription; nuclear-transcribed mRNA poly(A) tail shortening. Bases 410 to 1864 code for a protein of 484 amino acids. Gene Ontology annotation, cellular component: CCR4-NOT core complex; P-body.
CUCGGUCAAUAAUUAUGUUAGAAUUUCGCUGUAAAUAAUAUGGCUGGUCUGUUAUUGUUCUUAUAGGUUAUGAAAAUUUUAAAGGAAGUAAUUAAAAGUUUUUUAAAAUUCUCGUAGUUUGGUGCGUUUUGAAGUGAUAUUUUUUGAAAAUUGCGCGUGUUAGUUAUCAUUUUUAAGUUGUAUAAUCGGCGUGAAAAUUGUACGGCCAACAAUCGCGUAGUGUUGUAGAUAUUUAAGAGGUCAACAUUUUCGCGUUUAUAAUGUUGAUUUAUUUAGUAUAAUUUCGAUAAUUAAACCAUCGUUGAUAGUAAUCGAGUUCGAAACAAACGUUGGUACGCUCACUGGAUGGGUUAUAAUUCGAACGAAUUCGAUCGGAGGUUUUGUAUGAUAAAAAACGUUAACAAUUAACAUGGUACAUGCUAAUUAUAAUUAUGGUAUUAAGGAUAUGGCAAAUUUAAAUUUUCAACAACCGCCCCGCAGUAUUACAAGUCAAACCUUGUCCAGAAACGCAUUUACUUCCUCUUCUUUAUCUGGUCAUGUUACUCCUACAUCAAAUAUGUUUCCAACGAAUUCCUUCACUCCACAGCAGUUAUCACCCAGUAGAAACAACGUACAACCAAUGGGUAGCAGAAAUUUAUUCAACCAGCAACGAUCAUUUUCGGAAAGAAGAUCAGUGCAGUCAGUCGGCUCAGUUAUCCAAGAUUGGAAUGCCAAUUCGGUUGGCGGUAUGGGAGGCAUGGGCCCGAAUAGAUCAUCAUAUGGUUCUCAAAAUUCUGUUAAUAGCUUGCAAUCCGUGUUCAACCCUACUAAUAGUAAUGGUUUGGUUAAUAGUAGUAAUAACUCACCUCCUUUACUUGAUUUAUCUGAAUUCCCAUCGCUUACCAGUCGAGGGCAGAACGACACGCUGCCGCAAGCGAACGCAACAAUGCCAGGAAAACAGCCUUACGUCGGCAUGGUGAAAGCUCCGACAUCCGAAUCAAGCGAGUUUACCAUGAGUAACGAAGACUUUCCAGCAUUACCGGGCACUCAGCCGACGAUAGUAUCAGAAAAUUCGUCCACCACCCCAUCGGCGUCGGUUUCUGGAAGUUCCUCAUCACUUAGUAGUGAUAAUAAACUUACGAACCACGAUAGCAAUUCCCAGUCAGAACAAGUUUUAUCUUCCAACAAUAGGAUAGGUAGCGUUUCUGCUGCUCCCGGUGCUGAGAAACAUCAACAGCAGCUGUUACAACAGCAUGGUUUGCAUCAAAGUAAAAAAGGCAUUCAAACGUUUCCCGAAGGUAAAGUCACAAAUAUUCCGCCAACAAUGGUUAAAGAUCAAUUCGGUAUGGUUGGGCUUCUAACAUUCAUCAGGGCAGCCGAAACGGAUCCAAAUCUUGUAUCGCUGGCUCUCGGUCAAGAUUUAACGACAUUGGGACUUAAUCUGAAUUCUCCAGACAAUUUAUAUCCUACGUUCGGCGGUCCAUGGUCAGAUGCGCCGUGCAGAUCGCAAGAUCUCGAUUACAACGUUCCACCCGAGUAUCUUGUUAACCAUGGCAUUAGGGAUAAGUUAGCACAAGUUAAACUAACGAGGUACAAAGAAGAUCUUUUGUUUUAUUUGUUUUAUAAUUAUACCGGAGAUGUAAUACAGCUUGUAGCUGCUUCUGAAUUGUAUAAUAGAGAAUGGCGAUAUCAUACGGAGGAGAAAGUUUGGAUUACACCGGCCCCCGGGUUAGGGGUCGUAGAGAAAACGUCUACGUACGAAAGGGGUACUUAUUAUUUCUUCGAUACGACCAGUUGGAGAAAAGUGGCGAAAGAAUUCCAUUUGGAAUACAGUAAAUUAGAAAACCGACCCACCGUACCUCCAACCGGAUACUCUUACGUAUGACCUUUGGCCUGCUGCUCCCCCUCCCCUCCUCUCGAUCCUUGUGCCCCAUUCUCCUCCCACUUAAUUUAUUAAGAUAUAAUUUUUUUGUACAAUAACGCGCGUGCGCGCUCGCUCGCCCUGUGUGGCCUCCCGGAGGCCUGUCUCAACGGUAUCUCAUUUAAUUAAUGAUUAAUAAUUUCAUGUCCAAAUUUGGUACAAAUGGUAAUUUGAUAGUUUUAAAAUUCUUUUUUAUAAUAAAAUUGUUAAGAAAAGAAAAAAAAAGUGAAAAAUAUGAACGACAAAAAACCUCGAAAGAACAGAAAAAUCAAUGUGAGACUUACCAUUCUUUCCUCUUUUUUUUAGGGUAUAUUAUUUGUUUUAUGUUAUUGUAAAAUUAAAAAUUAUAUUAUUAUGAUUAAUAACUGUUUUGUUAUUUUUUAUAACGCAGUUUUUCUACGUACAAUGUAUACAUACAUAUAUCGUUUUCUAUUUUUGUC